AUGUUAUUGGAUAAGAAACCAGGUGGUCUUACACUAGUAUAUGGCCCUGCAUAUGUGGUUAUGGGGUUUCCCAUAGUUUGCAUAUUAUUUGAUAUUGCUAUACUAGCUCCUACAUGGGUGUUUGCCAAUGGACCUGGAUUUUGUUCAUUACUUAUUGGUAUCGACGUGCUCACGGUUGUCGACACUUACUGGUAUACUCCCAUUAUGCCCUUGCCCUUGCCCCAGGGCAUCUUUCAAGCCUUCCAAGAACGGUUAACACGACUGUUACCACGUUCUACGUGCGUAUGGCGAUUUUCUUCUAUUGUUUCCCCACGUUCCCAUGAUUUUUGGCUCUUCCAUAACUUAGAAGCUGCUUUCCAUGCGUGCGUUUUGACUAUUUUCCUUCAAGGUUUAGCAGAGUGA
Messenger RNA from Sphenostylis stenocarpa, 402 nucleotides. Lineage: Eukaryota; Viridiplantae; Streptophyta; Magnoliopsida; Fabales; Fabaceae. The record is from the annotation of a GenBank genome assembly.